AUGUCAAAAAGUGCCACUGAGCAAUAUCAAAUCAAAAAGAAGCGAAAACACAACAAAAACAAAGCAAGUAGCAACCAAGUGAAAAACACAAACAAAAUCUCUAAAAAUCAAAUUAAAAUCAAUAACAAUAACAACAAAUACAAAGUGUACAGUAACAACAACAAAAAUCCAAUCAUUACUGGCGGCGCUUUAAUAAAACAAUUAACGCUCACUGAAAUUUGCCUGCAGCAGCAGCAGCAACAACAAAACCAACAUCAAUUUACUUUGCCACACAACUACAACGGCAUAAAGUUAUUGGCAUAUCCAGAGCAAGCAAUUGUCCGCAUCGCCAACGUCGAGAACGACGUUGUUGUGACGCAUCUGUGCGCGCAGUGCAAUAACCUCCACGUGAACACCGCCUCCGCACGGCAGUGUUGCAUACGUGACCUCGCUCGGGUGGUGUUACCCCACAGCGCGCACACAAGAAAGCACAGCUACAACAGCGACAUCAACGCUAGCGCUAACAACAACAACAACAACCGCAAUCUUUUCAGUACAAGCAAACGCAAAGCCAGCUGCAAAAUGCCACUUUCGCAAGGCUUAUCCGCCAAAGUGUGCGGCGGCGCCGUGAAGCGCACCGCCGCCAAGCCUGCGCUUCCCCGCCAAGUGGAGGCGGCCAAGCGCAGCAAAUCCGCCACAGCGGAUCGCUUCGCGCAUCUCAAUCCGCAACACCAUUUGCAUGCGCGCCAAAAUUACAGCAACGCCGCGAACUACAGCAAUAAGUGCGUUAAGGGUAAUAACGGCAAAUUUGCCGCUGCAUACAAACCCGCAACAGCAUUAGGAUCCCAUUCGCAACUUUUAGCCGCUGGUGUAAAUUACGCGCCCGCUAUCGCGCUCACGCCCAGCAACAAUUUGCAGUUUUACUAUCUGUUGGCCGAGUCUCUGACGCGCUACGGCAGCCUACUGGAGGCCUUCGAUGUCUACGCAUUUAUCGCCAGCGAGCAGUUGGAUAGCUGCAUACCGCUGGAUCGUCUCAAUACAUUCGCGAGCGCACUGAUCACGUACGUGCGUCAAAUGGGCGCGCAAUCGGAAGGAACUGCUACGGAAAUAGUUGCGGCAGCAGCACAGGGAGUGAGAAAUUUCUCCGAAAGUACUGCGCUCGAGUCGGCGCUGAAAGCGAAGUAUGCGCGCAACGCGGCCAGCUGGAGUGGCGCCGCAGGUGGCGUGCUAUGUGGUGUCACCGCCAACACGCCGCCGGUGCCGGAUGCUGUAGUUGGCGCGGGACUGUCGGACAUGCAUUCGCCUACGCGAGAACUAUUACGUGUGCCAAGCCCGACGCAGAGCCAAGAUUAUGAUCCGCUGCUUUGUCCGCUCUGCAGCGACAUUUUGCGUUGUCCGGUGACCACAAAUUGUGGCCACACUUUCUGUCGGCAAUGUUGCGAAACCAUAACGCAGUGCAAUAUUUGCCAUGUGAAGUUUCCGCGCAGCAGUCUGGACGACUUCGUAUCCGAGGUAUCGAGUGGCAUUGCGCGCAACUAUACGAAUACGUCCAGCACGACACUCACAACGCUUACAACGGCAACAGUGUUCUCACCGUCGAUGGGCGUAAGCUCUGCAUCCACCGCAAACGCAUACAUAAUGCCAUCCACAAGUGCUGGAUUGUCAACAGCCGCUAAUCCUACAGCGAAUGUCAACCGAAAUGCGGCUAUCUCAGCUGCCUCGGGCGUUCGUGCAAUGGCGCCGAGCAGUGAUAAUCCUUUGCUUAUGCGACGCUUGCAAGCACGUAAUAUUGCGGCCGGCAGUAGCGCAAGCUUCGGAACCACUGUUGCACCAAGUCGUUUGCAACUGACGCCAGUGGCCGCGCCGCUACCCACAGUGACGACAGCGACCGUUGCCUCAACAACGGCUACAGCCACUACGACUAUGGCGUCUUCGACAUCCGGUGGUGGUGGUGGUGGUGGUGGUGCAGCUGCGGCCUCAAUAGUUGGUACGGCAGUAAAUAUGAAAUUCAUGCCGGACGUGCUGGUGCGUCGUCUGGUGGAAAAGUGGUGGGGCGCCGACCUGCAGGCGAAGAAGAAUAACGAAACCGCGGCCAGCUACAUGCACAUGAACUUGCUCGACGACGCGUUGAAAUUCUGCAAUGCCAGUUUAGAGAAAUCGCCCGCAAAUUUCAAGAGUUUACUACUACGCGCCGAAGUUCUGCGUAAACUAAAUCAUUUCCAGAGCUCACUGGCCGAUGCUGAGAACGCAUUAAAGACGCGCUACACAUCAGCGAAGGCUCACUAUCUACGCGCACUGGCGCUGAGUGAUUUGGGUCGUUGCGAUGAGGCGCUCUACGACAACUGUUUGGCCAUAUGUCUCGACAAGGAUACACUACUCACUAGUUCGGAACUUUUUCAACAUGAUCUCGCAAAGAAUUUGCAGAAACUCCUCGCCCAAACUCCGAAAAGUAAAUCGCUGCUUCAGCGUACCUUCAGCUCAGGUUCCGCCAUUGCCGCUGUUCCUUACAAGCUGCUCACGGCCGAGCAACACUUGCGCCGGCGCAAAGAAAUCGCACUGCUCAGCAAUGCCAAUGGCGAUAAUUUAAGUUCCAUCGACGACGAAUUUAUACCGUACGACAGUAAAUGUGAUAUUAUCGCGGAUAGCGAUUACUUGGCCACUACGGAUGGUGCCAUCGCUGGCGGUGGUGGUUUCGGUGGUGAUGCUGGCAGCGGCGCUAAUAUUACCGAGUACAUAUCGGGUAUCGGCGACACGCUCAUGGAUAAGCGUUUCUCGAUUUACGCGGGGAUGGAGAAGCACUUUGACAUUGAAUUACGUCGACAAACGUCACGUAAGCAUUUCCGCCGGAAAUGGACGCAAAAAGAAACGGAGCUGAUGCCUACAUUGAAUUCGACGUUGGAGGAGGUGCACUACAGCGUGCUCUUCCGCAACACCUUGGUCCGGGUGCAGCAAGAGUUGCAGCGGCUGAAAAAGCUCGAUUUGGUAAAUGGCGCACCGCAGAAACCGUUACUACAAGUGCCCGCCGGUCUGGUGGAUGCCAGCGAUUUCGAUUGUGUGCUGUGUUGCCGUACCUUCUGGAAGCCGGUGGUGACACCCUGUGGUCACACUUACUGCCGGGUAUGCUUGGAUCGUUGCAUGGAUUACACCUCCUCGUGUCCAUUGUGCAUGUCGCCACUUGUGGAACCAAAUGUCAAUACCAUGUAUCAGGGCUCAUCCUCGCCCGUUCCCUUCAUUGUGGCCAAGCGGCCAGUGACCAAAUUCCUUGAAGCCGCAAUGAAACGAUUCAUUCCAGACAACUACGAGACGCGUUUCCGCCAGGAGAUCGACCUGGAGCCCUCGGUGCCGGUCUUCAUCUGCACAACCGCCUUCCCUUAUGUGCCAUGUCCGCUGUUUGUCUACGAGCCGCGCUAUCGACUAAUGGUGCGACGCGCCGUGGAAUCAGGUGAGAAGCAAUUCGGCAUUGUGCAGCCAAAUAGCGGUAAAUCGCGCUACUUUGACGUUGGCACGAUGCUCGACAUACGCGACUGUGUGCUGCUCGGCGACGGCUGCUCCAUCCUCAGCACAGUGGGCUGCAAGCGUUUCAAGAUUUUGGCGCGCAACGAGAAGGAUGGGUACGAGACGGCCAAAGUGGAGUACAUUUACGAUGAGACGAUACCCGACGAGAUGGUUAAGACGGUCAACAACAUGCACGCAAUCGUGCUGGGCAAGGCGAUUGAUUGGUUCGAAAGUCUCAGCACCGAGCUGAAACAAGAGAUACUGCAGAGUUUGGGUGAGAUGCCGGCUGUGGAGGAAAACUGGGAGACUAUUGCCGAUGGGCCAGCGUGGGCUUGGUGGAUCAUUGCGCUGCUGCCGCUCAAUCAGCAACUGAAGGUUGACAUUCUAGCGACGACUUCGUUGGAGAAGAGACUGCGCGCCAUCGAAAAGACUCUCGACUACAUGUCCGGCACACUGCGGCGCGCGCAGCAGCAUGACUGUAGUGUGGUCGUGCCACAACAACAGCAGCAACAACAACAGCUGCAGCAGGAACAGCAGGAAGAAUGCGAAAAUGAGUUGUUGCAAUGUGAUGAGUGCUGUCAACGCACAACAACCAACGCGCUGCGAUCUGUCAACGGCGAGCCGCAUCAUCAUCAUCAUCAUCAUCACCACGCGAGCAGCAGUGAGCAGCAGUUGUUGUUGUAGUGUUGCAACAGUGACAGCGGCGGGGAAGUAUUGAGGAGCACAAACGAUGCUGGGGAGAGAAGAAGAAAAAGGAAAAUGCAAAUAAAGCGGAAAAGCAAACGAAAAAGGCGAAGAGAGGGAGAGGCAAAGUGUGUGAGAGUAAAGUGCGCCAUAAACACGGCAUAAGGUCAAACAACAAACACCAAAAGCUUUAAAUCAUUUCAAAAAUGAAUUAAUAAAUACACUCUAAACUAAAAUUAACCAAAUAUGCGAUCGGCGCAUGGCGCAUGCGUCAACACGGCGCGGCGCCGAAUACACAAGCAGAUGCAAAGAUACACAUCUAAAGGGCACGCACCCAAAAUUAGGGCAUAUGUGUACCGUUAUUUGCGAUCUACAACACUAUGUGGCAGCCCUGUAAGAAUGCCAGACUUAGAUUUACAUAGUUUUUUUCUAAUUUGUAAUUGUUUAAUCAAUUGUAUAUGUAUGUGUGUGUAAAUGAUAAUAGCUAAAGAAAGUUUAAUUCUUAAGCAAUUGUGUAAUGAUGGAGGAGAAAAAAAACGAGCUAAAUGUUGCCUAGGCAGUUCUAGAAAUUUAA
Rhagoletis pomonella (apple maggot) is the source of this 4732-nucleotide messenger RNA. RefSeq lists its product as uncharacterized. Gene Ontology annotation, molecular function: protein binding; metal ion binding. The record is from RefSeq and is a predicted model, not a curated record. The transcript has 6 exons. The coding region runs from base 1 to 4158 and encodes 1385 amino acids. NCBI's taxonomy places the organism in Eukaryota, Metazoa, Arthropoda, Insecta, Diptera, Tephritidae.